UAAAAAAAAAAAAAAAAAGCUGCUAAUUCUCUCCACCGCCAUAACCACUUCACUUCACUUCACUUCACUUCAAUAGCGCCACCGUAAUCUCACCGCCGACAUUAUUUCCUGAGCGUCAUCUGUACGGAAGAAAUGACCAGUGAUGGCAGAGUAUCUAGUAGGAAAACCGAUGAUGAAGUGCGAAGCCCGCCCGGUUUUGUCUCUGUUAGGCCUUUCACACUGAAGUGGACAAAAAAGGACCACGAACCUUAUAACUUGGUAGAGCCCAUUGAAGCUGCUUCCAAGAUAGUUGAUUUUGAAAAGCUUCAAAAGUCUGUUAAGCAAAGGCCAUGGGUACUUAAAACUCAACCCAUCAACCUGAAAAAAGGGGAUAGUAAACAUCUUAAGACAAAUAAUUCUGUAGAAAAUACCCUUCCAAAAGGAGUUAUUCUUGGGGGUUCAGGUUGCCAGAAGGUUAUUGCACGUUGGCGUCCAGAAGAUGCCUGCAGGCCUGUAGUAGAAUAUACUCCUGUUUUUCAGCCAGAAGAAGUGGAAUUUGAAGAUAUUUUCAAGUACAUUGCAAAGAUACGUCCGAAAGCUGAAGAAUAUGGAAUUUGUCGGAUCAUUCCUCCCAAAUCCUGGAAGCCACCAUGUCUUCUAAGGGGAACUAAAUUUGAAUCUUCUAGGUUCAGUACCCAUGUUCAGUCAAUUGACGCACUUAAAGAUCUGCAUUCAAAGAGGAAACUUAAUGAAAUUGUUGAACAAACGGAUGGAAAUAGGAGAAUUCGGGCCAAAAUAGAGAAUGGGUCUGAUAACUUUGAAUUUAAACGUGGUCCAGAGUUUACUUUGCGAACAUUCAGGGCGUACGCGGAGCAUUUCAAACAGAAUUAUUUUCAAAAGAAGGAUAUUUUUACUGAUUUUAGAACUCCACCUUGGGAAAAUAUUGAGGGAGAGUAUUGGCGGAUUGUUCAACAUCCGACUGAGGAAAUCCAGGUGCUGUGUGGUCAUAAUCUGGAGGCAGACUUACCAUCACUUGUUGAUGAUGGUCAAUCUGAGUACACGAAAUCUUGUUGGUAUCUACAUAAUACCCCUAAGCUGCCUGGUUCUCUUCUUUCUUUUGAUAGUGACAAUACUGCCGUUUUGUCCCCACGUAUGGAUGUAGGAAUGUGCUUUUCAUCCAUUUGUUGGAAAGUUGAAGAGCACCAAUUGUACUCCCUCAGUUACAUGCAUUUUGGUGCUUCAAGAAUCUGGUAUGGCGUCCCUAGUAAAUAUCACCUAAAAUGUGAAGCAUUACUGAAGAAAAGCUUCCCAGAAUUGGCGGGACAUCCUGAAUUGUUCCAUAAGCUAGUCACACAACUUUCACCCUCUACCUUGAAAGCAGAGGGUAUACCUGUCUAUCGUUGUGUACACAAUCCGAAGCAAUUUGUGCUUAUCUUCCCUGGAGCGUACUAUUCUGGAUUUGAUACUGGCUAUAGUGUUUCUGAGAAGGUCAACCUGGCACCCCUUGACUGGUUGCCUCAUGGACAGCUGACUGUAGAAACAUACAGUGCGAUGCAUAGGAAGACAUCCAUCUCCUAUGACAAACUGUUGAUGGAGGGGGUCAGAGAGGCUGCCAAAUCAAUACGGGACAUUCGAAAACAAGGGUGGAAUAAUCCAUGUGGAAAGGAUGGUUGGCUUACAAGAGCUCUUAAGUCGAGGACGAGGCAAGAAAGCUUCAGGAGGGAGUUCUUAUGCAAUGCUUCACAGUCGCGCAAAAUGGAAGAAGAUUUUGGUUGUACAGUGAAAAGGGAAUGCAUUAUAUGCUUUUAUGACUUGUACUUUUCCGCUGCCAGCUGUCCGUGUUCACCUGACAAAUAUUCUUGUCUUGAACAUUCAAAGCAGAUAUGUGCAUGUCCUUGGAGUUCCAGGUUCUUUCUUUUUCGAUAUGACAUUGAUGAGUUGAACCGUCUAAUUGACACUAUAGAAGGAGAACUUGAUCCAAAAUCGUAACUUUGCUAGCCUAAUGAUAGUUCAAAUGAUCACGUAUCACACAAUUGUAUUCUUGUUAUAUGCAUUGUAUCUAGUAUCUACAAUGUUGUAAAAAUUUACUUUCUAAGUCACAUAUGUGAAGCUGCUUCUAGUAACAUGCUAUGUAUAGACAAGGUUGUACAAGUUGUCCUUGAAGUUAUAGCAAUGUUCUUUGUGAUGCA
Erigeron canadensis is the source of this 2168-nucleotide messenger RNA. RefSeq names its product putative lysine-specific demethylase JMJ16. Gene Ontology annotation, cellular component: nucleus. Lineage: Eukaryota; Viridiplantae; Streptophyta; Magnoliopsida; Asterales; Asteraceae. The transcript has 9 exons. Gene Ontology annotation, biological process: chromatin remodeling. Gene Ontology annotation, molecular function: histone H3K4me/H3K4me2/H3K4me3 demethylase activity. The coding region runs from base 133 to 1968 and encodes 611 amino acids. The record is from RefSeq and is a predicted model, not a curated record.